Molecule: messenger RNA, 376 nt
Organism: Candidula unifasciata
Lineage: Eukaryota; Metazoa; Mollusca; Gastropoda; Stylommatophora; Geomitridae
Source: the annotation of a GenBank genome assembly
CCAGGAGCAGGAAGAGAAAAGAAGUGAGCCUCAUGGCAACACCGAGUCACUGCUUCGAGAUUAUGAGAACCCAUACGACAAGCCUUACACGGGUUCAAAACCCAUCUACAGGGGCCCUCCGACACAAGGUCCCUACAUGGUGUCUCGCAUUUCAGAAGGCACGUAUAGAGGAGACGAAAGGGAGAAAAAGAAGCAGGAGAAAGAAGUCAAAAGAGGGAAUAAUAACGAGAAGGAGAAGGCCGGGCCGAAACCACCACAAGCCAAACCAAGAAGCAUUUUUCUGACCCCCAGUAUGGAAGAGCUGGACAGAAUUGGCAGAGCUGUUGCUGGAGGCGAGGGGAGUCAGCCGAGCGUGGGUCCAGGAACUCAGGUUUAG